Hibiscus syriacus is the source of this 692-nucleotide messenger RNA. Its product is annotated as tRNA wybutosine-synthesizing protein 2/3/4-like. The record is from RefSeq and is a predicted model, not a curated record. Bases 1 to 528 code for a protein of 175 amino acids. The transcript is spliced from 3 exons. Lineage: Eukaryota; Viridiplantae; Streptophyta; Magnoliopsida; Malvales; Malvaceae.
AUGGUUAGAUCAAGAGAGAAAAGUGUAUGCACAAGAGGAUGGUUUAUUUAUCUCUUUCCCCGUGACAGAAGUUUUGUGCUAUAUUCCUUGAAGACAAAUUUGAACGGUCGGGUGACCAUCAUCCUUUCAAAACAUUUAAAGCUGAAAGUUCUCUUAAAUGAGAUGUCCUCCUCAGCAGCUUUGGACAUUCUUAAGGAAUUUGGUGCUAUUAAGUUGCCAGAUGAGGUUGUUCAAAGAAGAAAAGCUUCCAAAUCUCCCCUAAAAAUAAUGACUGAAGCUGAUGCCUCUUUGAUUAGGCAAAAUGGGUUAUCAGAUGAACUUCUGGAGCAGCUACCAAACAGGUGGGAACGACUCGGUGAUAUUAUUGUGUUCCCAAUUUCUUCCUUCAGGGACCCAGUAUGGGAUUCAAUUGGGGGGAGCUUUGGCCCAUUAUUGCCGAAUCCCUUAAUACUUCCGCCUUGCAAGGCAGGGUCGAGUUGCUGCAAAUGGUACGAGGGACAGUACUUUGGAGAUACUUGUAGGAGAUAGUGGCUGGGUUGAUCAUCGUGAGAAUGGGAUUCUAUAUUCUUUUGAUGCUAUUAAGUGCAUGUUCUCUUGGGGCAAUCUUUCUGAGAAAAUCCGUAUGGCCAAUUUGGAUAGUACAGAUGCAGUCAUUGUGGAUCUGUUUGCUGGAAUUGGAUAUUUUGUGUUUC